AUGUUGCCGUAUCAAGCCGUCGCUAUGGACUAUGCAGUAUCUUCUAGCUUCCAGAGACAUCAGCCUUCUUUAGGAUUAGGAGUCAACCUGAAUCCAGCCUUCACACACUCCUGGUUCGUACCAGCGGAUCUGUGUGUUUCCUACAAACAGACUCCUCUCCUCGAACCAGGUAUCUUGGAGUUACGGAAAGAAAAAAGUCGGGACGCAGCACGAUCACGUCGAGGGAAGGAAAAUUACGAAUUCUACGAAUUGGCAAAAAUGCUUCCUCUCCCCGCCGCGAUCACCACUCAAUUAGAUAAGGCUAGCAUUAUAAGACUGACCAUUUCAUAUCUCAAAUUAAGGGAUUUCUCAGGACACGGCGAACCGCCAUGGAAUAGGGAUGGACCGCCUCCGAACAAAUCACUAAAAACUGGAAGAAACAGAACUCAAGGUGGCUUGGCAAUGGAAAUAUUUGAACAACAUCAAGGAACGCAUAUACUGCAGUCUUUAGAUGGAUUCGCUUUGGCUGUAGCAUCCGACGGCCGAUUUUUAUAUAUUUCAGAAACAGUAUCAAUAUAUUUAGGCCUCUCACAAGUUGAGAUGACUGGAAGUAGUAUAUUCGAUUAUAUCCAUCAUCAAGAUCACUCGGAAAUCGCUGAACAAUUAGGAUUAGGUCUUUCACAAAACCAAAGUUUGGCCUCACCGGAAAGUGGCUCAGAAGAGAGCUCCUCCACGGCAGGAACAAACAAUCCCGACGUGUCCACGCAAAUGACGUUAGGAGCAAAUCCACCCUACAAGGGUCUCGACAGAGCGUUCUGCGUUAGAAUGAAAUCAACAUUAACUAAAAGAGGAUGUCAUUUUAAAUCUUCCGGAUAUAGGGUCGUAUUAAUAUUAAGCAGGCUAAGGCCGCAGUAUACAUUCUCCCACACACGAAAAUCUCAACCUCCACUCUUAGGAAUGGUGGCACUCGCCAUAGCUCUUCCACCUCCUAGUGUACACGAAAUUAGAUUAGAAACUGACAUGUUCGUUACUAGGAUAAAUUUCGAUUUCAAAAUAGCACACUGUGAACCCAAGGUAAUGGAUCUCUUAGAAUAUACACCCGAAGAACUGACUGGCAGAAAUCUGUAUUCUUUGUGCCAUGGAGAAGAUGCCAAUAAAUUGAGAAAAUGUCACAUUGACUUAAUAAAUAAAGGACAGGUCCUUACGCACUACUAUAGGUUUAUGAAUAAACAUGGCGGAUAUACAUGGCUACAAACUUGUGCCACAGUAGUGUGUAAUUCAAAAAAUGCCGAAGAACAAAACAUUAUUUGUGUUAAUUAUGUGAUAAGCCGACGAGAGUACGAGUCUGUGGUGAUGGAUUGCUGUCAGUUAGACGACCCGAACCGCGUUGUAAAGAGAGAGGAGGCGAGUAACAACGACCCGGAGAACGGAUCAUCAGACGCCGAACGUGGAGAUGACCUGAACGUCGGAGGCCUUACCAACCCGCCCCAGGACUCCAGCCAGGAAUUAGAGGAUGUUAACUGUGAAGGCAGUACCAACGAGAAUGAAGUUUCUGCAACACAAGAGCCUGGAGAUCUUCGGACUCAUCGUAUGGAUCUCGUGACGCCGCUCCAAUCUACACCAAUUGUCAGCAUCAACAAGGAUAAUCGGAAGUCAUUUCCUGCUCAACGAACAACGAAGAGAAAAAACACGUCAUCGGACGAGAACGAAGAAGAUGACGCAAUUGCAACUCAUCGAGGCUCUGCAAUAAGUCCAGCUUCUUCUUGUCAUUCCAACAACGGUACCCAUCACUUAUCAACGGACACCACCACCGACACUAACCCCAAGAAACUUGAGGACUCAGUCAGCAGUGUGACGUCGGUAAAAGAUUUGGAAAACGCCAUGUCCAAACAUCUUCCUGCUUGCAAAUCACCGAUCCAUCAACCAACAGAUUUCAGUACAGAUGCUCUUCUGAAACAACAACAGAAGACGACUAUUCAAUGGAUCGGAGCCCACCAUCAGCAGUUACAACAACAAGGGCCCUUGCCAGCCUCGGCUCUCCUGAGACAACUCUACGCUAAUAGGGAAAGUGUAAUUCGGGCAAAUGUGCAAGGUAGUAAUAGAUCUGGUAGCUCUCCUGGUUACUAUCCCAAUGACAAUCAAGUAGGUGUAGGGGCACUACCAACACCUCCCAGUAGCGAGGGCUCAGCAUCUUAUAGUGAACACCAGUUUUUACUAGCGCAACACCAAAACUAUCCGACUAGUUAUUAUAUGGACUAUCAUUCCAUGACUCCCCCAUCAAGUGUAUCUCCCCGUGAUAAACAUCAACAAUUACAUGGAGGUGUUGCGUUUGACUCGACUGUUCCAUAUCAAGAUGUUUUAAGACAUCAAUACCCAGACAGCCCUCUACCUCUGAAACCCCAAGUGUAUUCGUAUGUAGAUCAACCCCAAUUUUAUCACCAUGGUUCUACGGGAACGGGGUUCCAUUUAUAUCAUUCAAGUAAAAACACGCCCACUACUCCCACAAAUUGGUAUCCGCCAUCAUAGUAAAAAUAACUUAAUAUGUUUUGACAAUUUUUUAUCAAUUUUUUUCGAAACGAUACGAUGCCAAUCUUUGAUUUAAAUGCUUAAGUUAUCUCAUACUUUUCAGAUGCAAGUAGUGAGAAAGUUCACGCAUAGUGUGUCUGUUCAACUAUUUUUAAACCAAAGAAAAGUAAUAAGAUAAUACAAAAUAACAUGAACAAAACUGUAGUUGGACUAAUUUAAUAACAAGUUUAUGCAAAUAUUGUAGUAUACCGAGUGUUUUUAGUACCUAUUAUGUAAGAGUGUACAUAAUGCAAGAUAGGUACAUGUUAUUUAGUAUUAUUCGACUUGAACAGUGUCAUUGCCCGCAUUUUCAUAUAUCUGCAUUUUCUAAUAUCUAAUUCGACUAUAAUUGAAGCUUACAUUUUUCCUCGUCAUAAAACAAAAGUGUACGUUAUUUUUAUUUUAAAAAACUUAAUUUUCAUUACAGAUGGAGUUUAAAUGAUUAAACUACGAGGUUUUCAGGUUCCAAUUACCAAGUUAUAUUAACAUUCCUAAAUACAUAUUCUUCAUAUUAUAUCUUACUCUUGACAUCCUAUCCGAACCUCCUUAUCUUUCCUCUCCAAGCUCUUGUUAAAAAUAAGUUGAGCUAAACCAAUGUAUAUUAAAUAUACACUGUACUAUAAAUGUCACGUAUUUCAUUUCUUAAUUCUGAGACCGUUUCAUACUUAAAUGAAUGAAAUUGAUUUUAGAUUAAUUUUAUUCAAUUAUAUAUUUUUCAUAGAAAUUAGAUUUCGGCUUUUAUCAAAGUAUCAGGUAUUGACUACUCUGAAUCCUUGUUUAUUUAUAAUGCAAGCGUUGUAGUAGAUCAAAAUGAAUAAAUACUCUUUAACUACACAAGUUUUUCUAUUAUAAAUACCUAAUGAUGAAUUUCUAAUUUUUAUGUAUAUAAAUCGUUUAAAAAAAAUUUUUUUAUAUUUGUCACUGUUUCAAGGAUCUUUCUUUUCUUACAAAUCAGUGUUAGCUGCUUUGCUCUUUCAUGGUUUAUUAAUACAGUUUUCUUCGGAUUGAUGACUUCUUGAUCUAUUUUCUAAUAUUGAAAUUUAUUCUAAACAAUGUGAA
Diorhabda sublineata is the source of this 3603-nucleotide messenger RNA. RefSeq names its product protein trachealess (gene trh). NCBI's taxonomy places the organism in Eukaryota, Metazoa, Arthropoda, Insecta, Coleoptera, Chrysomelidae. Bases 1 to 2505 code for a protein of 834 amino acids. Gene Ontology annotation, molecular function: DNA-binding transcription factor activity, RNA polymerase II-specific; RNA polymerase II transcription regulatory region sequence-specific DNA binding; protein dimerization activity. The transcript has 10 exons. The record is from RefSeq and is a predicted model, not a curated record. Gene Ontology annotation, biological process: regulation of transcription by RNA polymerase II.